This is a messenger RNA of Camponotus floridanus (Florida carpenter ant), 1950 nucleotides long. It is a transcript of the gene rtet, whose product is annotated as major facilitator superfamily domain-containing protein 10. The transcript is spliced from 7 exons. Gene Ontology annotation, cellular component: brush border membrane. Lineage: Eukaryota; Metazoa; Arthropoda; Insecta; Hymenoptera; Formicidae. Bases 454 to 1773 code for a protein of 439 amino acids. Gene Ontology annotation, biological process: transmembrane transport. The record is from RefSeq and is a predicted model, not a curated record. Gene Ontology annotation, molecular function: transmembrane transporter activity.
GUAUAUAACGUACAUGUGUCUAACGGGAUGCUGAUGUUGUGCAAUUGAUUAGAGCCUUUCUCUUUUGGGCGACACGAAUCUGUGUUGCCAAUCUCGUGUCGCGAUGACAGGACCAGAAAGCGUUAUUUUCUCGCGUCCCAUGUUCCAUAUAGGGCAAGAUUCAUACUUGAGAAACGUCAAAUUACAAUGUUUGUUAAAUAUGUAGUCAACAACAAGUGUGCCACUCAAGUUCGCGAGAGCAUCUGUCAUCAUUUCGCAAAUUACAGCAUAAUCUACUUCCUGAGACCUUCGGGAAAUCCUAGAUAAAUUUGCGUAACAGUUUGUCAUCGAAACUCGUUUCUAUUCAGACACGAACGAUUCAUAAAUCUUUAAAAAAAUCGUUUUUUAUAUACAUGAAAUUUAUAUACAAUUUAUAAAAUAAAUAUAUAUACAAUAUAUUGAAUAUUAACAAAUAUGAAUGAAACCAAAAAUAAUAUAGUGCGAGUGGUGUUUCUAUCUUUGUUGCUGGACCUCCUAGCAUUUACAAUGAUACUACCACUGUUACCAGCUCUGUUGGAUCAUUACAAAGAUAUAGAAAAUGGACAUGGAUUAUAUUCUACUAUUUUUAACUAUAUAAAGAGCAUACAAGUAUUUUUUGAUGCGCCAGAUAAAGUCAGUACAGUUCUGUAUGGAGGUUUUCUAGGCUCUAUGUAUUCCUUCUUGCAAUUUCUUGGAUCGCCGAUCAUAGGAGCACUAUCUGACAUUUAUGGACGAAAACCUCUAAUGCUUUUAUGUCUCACAGGCAUUUCACUAUCAUAUCUAUUGUGGGCAUUUUCCACAAAUUUUGGUAUAUUUGUAUUGGCAAGAUUCGUAGGUGGUAUCAGUAAAGGAAACAUCAGUCUAUCCAUGGCUAUUAUCAGUGAUGUUACUUCUCCAAAAACAAGAGGAAAGGCAAUGGCGCUUGUGGGAAUAGCUUUUUCCAUAGGUUUUGUAGUGGGACCAAUGAUAGGAGCAUUUUUUGCUUGGAUCUCGAGUGGUAAUAGGGAAGGCACAUGGUAUGUGAUACCGGCCUUAUUCGCAUUUUUCCUGGCUUUAAGUGACUUAUUUUUCGUUGCUUAUUAUCUCGAAGAGAGUCUACAAUUAAAACAUAGAGCAACCACUUUGGGAAAAGGAUUAUCUGGGGCAAUUUCAUACAUUAAUCCUAUUGAUCUCUUUGAAUUUAAUGGAGUGUCCAGCUUGAGUCAACAAGAUCAGCAAGAUUUGAAAAUAUUGGGUCGAACAUAUUUUAUAUAUCUGUUUAUCUAUAGUGGCUUAGAAUUCACUCUGACAUUCUUGACCCAUCAUACAUUUGGAUUUACAAGCAUGGAACAGGGCUGGAUGUUUCUUGGAAUUGGAUUGAUCAUGGCAAUCUUACAAGGUGGUUGGGUGCGACAUAUCCCCCCAAACAGAACGAAAGCCAUCAGUGAACUGGGUUUGUGGCUAAUAAUUCCUGCAUUUAUAUGUAUCGGUAUCGCUACUGGUGUACCGAUUUUGUGUGUCGGGAUUUUUCUUUUUGCAGUUUCUACUGCCAUGGUUGUUACUUGUAUGAUGACUCUAGUAACGCGUAUUGGACCUGAACAUCAAAAAGGUGUAAUUACUGGUACAUUUCGCUCUCUCGGUGCGUUAGCUCGUGCUUGCGGACCUAUCGUUGCAUCUUCAGCAUUUUGGUGUAUUGGAAGUACCUUGACCUAUCUAAUCGGCGCUCUAUUUCUCAUAUUACCGCCGCUCAUUUUGCAUGGCAUGCAUACUCUAUAAUAUUUGACGAAAUCAAAUAGAAUUUCAUCAUGUCUUUUUAUCUUAAAUAAUUCCUAUUUGACCGACAGUAUUUUUAUUAUAUAUUAUUGCCUCUGCUGCCUUUUAAAGAUAAUAUAUAGUAGCUACAUAGUAAUACAAUAGUAGCUACAUAGUAGCUAUAAUAGUAAUAUAUAAAUU